Guyanagaster necrorhizus is the source of this 724-nucleotide messenger RNA. RefSeq names its product Mago nashi protein. The record is from RefSeq and is a predicted model, not a curated record. Gene Ontology annotation, cellular component: nucleus; exon-exon junction complex. The transcript has 8 exons. The coding region runs from base 1 to 447 and encodes 148 amino acids. NCBI's taxonomy places the organism in Eukaryota, Fungi, Basidiomycota, Agaricomycetes, Agaricales, Physalacriaceae. Gene Ontology annotation, biological process: RNA splicing.
AUGUCUACAGACAGCGACCCGUUCUACCUCAGAUACUACACCGGCCAUUCAGGCAAACACGGACACGAAUUCCUCGAGUUUGAAUACUCGCAUGGUCGCCUGAGAUAUGCCAACAACUCCAACUACCGCAAUGACAGUCUCAUCCGGAAAGAAAUGUGGAUCGGACCGAUGGUGGUGAAAGAGCUGAAGAGGAUCGUCGAGUCUAGCGAAAUUACCAAGGAAGAUGACACGAACUGGCCCAAGAAAAACAUCGUUGGAAAGCAGGAACUGGAGAUACGUAUUGGUAAUGACCACAUCGCAUUCGAGACAGCCAAGAUCGGAUCGCUGGUUGACAUUCAGGACAGCGAGGACCCAGAAGGACUCCGAGUGUUCUACUACCUCGUUCAGGAUUUGAGGUGCCUCAUAUUCUCCCUCAUCUCACUGCAUUUCAAAAUCAAGCCCAUCUAAUCGACUCGAUGGUCCGGGUUUUCUUGUAUAUGGUUGCGAUGGAUUGAGCGUACUGCUCAGUACCACAGGGCAGCGCUCUCACCAAUGUGCAUCCAUUCGGUUACUUUGCACUUACUUACUCUAACCAUUACUCCUUUGUGCUGACAGGUCUUCGGGACCUUCAUCCCCCCCGUUAUCUGCAAGAAAACGUGCACGUUUCUUACGUUCGUUGUAAACUUGAUAUAUACUUGUAUUGUCGUUACAUCUUCCAAUUGCAUUCUUUUCUUCUGCUGGAAAC